This is a messenger RNA of Carassius carassius (crucian carp), 2063 nucleotides long. RefSeq names its product E3 ubiquitin-protein ligase RNF169-like. Gene Ontology annotation, biological process: double-strand break repair. Bases 166 to 2031 code for a protein of 621 amino acids. Lineage: Eukaryota; Metazoa; Chordata; Actinopteri; Cypriniformes; Cyprinidae. Gene Ontology annotation, cellular component: nucleus; site of double-strand break. The record is from RefSeq and is a predicted model, not a curated record. The transcript is spliced from 6 exons. Gene Ontology annotation, molecular function: ubiquitin-protein transferase activity; nucleosome binding; metal ion binding.
AUGUUUACGGAUUGAAACACAUUUUGCAGCUUUCUUAUUUUUCAGCCCCAAUAAUGUAUUUAGGUAUUGCAAAAUUUGUGUGAGAACUGGUCGUUCUACCACCGCUGUAUGUGACGCCAUGGCUGGGCGGGGCUUGUUUUCAAACCCAGACGCAGGCACAUACCAAUGAAGAUGGCGGCGGUGGGGUCCGCCAAAUCCGCUGGACUGGGGCAAAGAGGUAAAACCAGGCCUGGCACUCUCGCUGCUCCACUGAGUUUGGAGGAGGCCCGGUGUCCGGUGUGCUCCGAGAUUCUGCUGGAGCCGGUAACGAUGCCAUGCGGACAUUCGGUGUGCCUGCAUUGUUUCCAGCGGACGGUGAAGUUAAUCAGUCUGUGCUGUCCUCUGUGCCGGCUGCGAGUGUCCAGCUGGGCCCGUAAACAGUCCCGGGAGAAGAGCCUGAUCAACACCGAGCUCUGGGAGCUGGUCCGGCUCAGUCACCCGGAGAGAUGCAGGCGCAGGCUGGAGCAGAGAGACCGAGAGACCGCGGACGGAGAAAUUUUCCGUGCACCUGUACCAAUUCAUAAGUCUGGAGAAAUGCGUCAAGAGUACGAGAAACAAAAGAUGAAGGGUGGAGGCAGUGAAGAAACUGAAGAGCGAAAGAAAAAAAUCCACAGAAAAGAAGAGUGUGGGAUGCUGAAGCACUGUCAAUAUCCUUUCUCUGGAGUGUCAGACUCUGAGAAUGAAGAGCCGGUGGGAAAGAGGACCCGACAUGUUUCAGCAUUUGUGCGAAAAACAAGAUGCUCCCCUGCUUUCAAUAGAAGUAGUCUUAAUAGCAGUGCUGUCCAGAGAAGCAGGAGCUGUACAGAUUCUGAGGAUGGAAAAGGAACAAAUAGAGUUCACGCACAUCAUGCCGUUCCCGACAAGGCUAGCAUCGCACAUAGUUACAAUGCUGGAAUCCUUCUGUCCUCGGAGAACAGUCGCUCUUUCUCAGCACCAGUACUGACCUUAGAUAAGAGACACCACUGGCGGGGCAUCCACACCUCAUCCGCUUCGCUCACGCUUCAUACCAAACCAGAGAGGUCUAUUAGCCCCGAGAGCAAUGACAGCAUAUCAGAAGAACUCAACCAUUUCAAGCCUAUUGUCUGCUCACCGUGCACUCCACCCAAAAGGAUGCCCGAUGGGAGACUUUUGGAACCAACGAUUGUGAAGUCAACCCCUAGGAAUUUGACACACACUCUUCAGAAGUCCACAAGCUAUGAGGCCAGCCCAACCAUCUUGCAGAAGUGGAAGCAGAUUGAAGUUGAUCGUCAGUUCAUCAAGGUGAACUCAAAAGGUACAGUCACAAGUCCGAUCGCAGAAGAUCUUAGCCUUAAACUGAGCCCGGUUGAAGAAUGGGAUGUAGCCAAGGACGGUGUAGCCAAGGACAGCUUGCAAGAUCAUCAGUGCAUUUCUGUAUCAAGUGCCAAGGAUCAGAAGGAUAAACCUAUAGUCUGUAAUAAACGACGGCUUGUAUUUGAUCAGGUUAACAAAGAGGAAGGUACACAGCCAGUUAGCGCUCACAUCAGGUCGAUAACUCAAUCCGUUGCAGAUACUUCAUCCACAAAAGGGCGAAGCAAAUGUGAAGCACUCUGUAAACCCACAGAAAUUUUGGAACCGAUGCUUGAUAAACACGUUGGACACUGUAAUCAGGGUACUGUAGACCCAGAGAACUUCAUAAAUGAGCCUACCACAAGGAGCUGUGUUCUUAACAGACCUACCUCAAGAAGGAGCAAAAAGAGAAGCCACAAAACCAAACAUUUGGAAGAGACCCUACAGACAAAAAUAUCCCGGACAGAUGUCUGUGACAGGCUUGAUGACCUGAUUGUCCAGCAAAUAAAUCAGGAAAAGGAGGACAGAGAACUGGCACUAAAGCUACAAAGAAAGUUUGACAGAGAAGGCAAAAAAGUAGACAGGCACAAAACAAGUUGUAACAAAUACGAGCUACGGUCCUGGGCUACAAAAGAUGGGACGGUAGGACACAGUACACGCAGAUCAGGAAGAAUCUCCAAAUGAAAUGAGCACUUUAGCUACAGCUGUUAAAGCAA